Molecule: messenger RNA, 402 nt
Organism: Linnemannia hyalina
Lineage: Eukaryota; Fungi; Mortierellomycota; Mortierellomycetes; Mortierellales; Mortierellaceae
Source: the annotation of a GenBank genome assembly
AUGAAGGACGACACUCUCUCAUUCAAAGAAAAGUACCUGAGACUACGCGAACGCUUCGACAGGGUCUCAACGACCCAACGCCAAUACACCAAUGACCUUCAGGCAGCACGACUCAAGACCAGGAAACUCCGAGAAGAAAACAAUCAUCUCUUGGACCUGUUGAGCGAGAUACAGCAGAUGACAGGAUCAGGGCCCUCGAGUGACAGUGACACGAGCAUGGAGGAUUUGAGCGAUUUGGACGAUGACGAGGACGAGGAAAUGAACGAGGAGGGGCUCAGCGGUGAGAAGCAUCAUCAUCACAACAACCAUCACAGUCAAUUCCGUGGACGUACGUACAGGAAGACGACCGACAGCAGUCGCAAAGGUAACCACGCCAGCAAAACUCAGUCCAUCGGGCGUUAA